Suillus paluster is the source of this 2192-nucleotide messenger RNA. Its product is annotated as Rad52/22 family double-strand break repair protein-domain-containing protein. The coding region runs from base 79 to 1767 and encodes 562 amino acids. Lineage: Eukaryota; Fungi; Basidiomycota; Agaricomycetes; Boletales; Suillaceae. The transcript is spliced from 7 exons. The record is from RefSeq and is a predicted model, not a curated record. Gene Ontology annotation, biological process: double-strand break repair via single-strand annealing; double-strand break repair via homologous recombination; mitotic recombination. Gene Ontology annotation, cellular component: nucleus.
UCUCUCCCUCAUUCCACUACCACGUCAAUCUUUAAUGCAUCUGCUAUCAGCGCCUCACAAUUUUGAUUUAUUCUGUUAAUGGCCGGAGCUUUCAGCGGCCAUCUCUUAGAUUCAUACACUACGGCAAUGCAACGACCAACACCAGGAUUCGGUCAGCCUCAGCCUCGGGUAGUCACCAGCGGAGCGAUGUCGUUCGAUGCUUCGAUGCAUGGCGGAUUUAGAUCAAACAAUUUCUUCUCAGAUAACUCAUUCUCUAUGGAUCUCUCCGAAGAUACCGCCAUCAAGAUCGCUACUCUCCAGGCUAAGCUAAACAAACAGCUUGGGCCGGAGUACAUCUCACAGAGACCUGGGCCUGGAGGCGGACCUAAGCUCACGUAUGCGGAAGGGUGGAAGAUCAUCAACCUUGCAAACGAGGUGUUUGGGUUUAAUGGAUGGAGUUCCCAAAUUGUCAACAUGACUACCGACUUCAUGGACUGCAAUGAGGAGUCUAAACGAUAUAACGUCGGUGUUUCUUGCAUUGUCCGUGUCACCCUUAGUUGCGGUGUGUAUCAUGAAGAUGUGGGAUAUGGGGCGGCUGAGAAUGCGAAGAGCAAGGCUCAGGCUAUCGACAAGAGUAAGAAGGAAGCUGUGACUGAUGGAGUGAAGCGAGCGCUCCGCAACUUCGGAACACUCCUUGGAAAUUGUUUAUACGACAAAUCAUAUACUCAAGAGAUCACAAAGAUUAAAGUUCAACCUGCAAAAUUUGACAAGUCCGAGUUAUAUCGCCGUCCAGAGUUCGAUGAUACAAAGCCUAACAUCACAGGCAGUACUUCCAAGGCUGCACCUGCUUCAGUACAGACAGCACCACAGACGCCCGCCAUUGCUCCAGAUAGGAAAGCGAACACAGUUUUUGUCAAGUCCGAGCCGGUUCAAGGAGGAGGGACCCCUAUCACGUGUAUCCCCCGACACUUGCGACAGGAGAUGACUACCGGCACUACCCCAAGCCGUAAUGAACAAGCACCGGGGAACGCUCACGGUACUACGAACGGCCUGAAAACUCCUAUCCAUACACCAGUCCAACGGGCAGGAAAUGCGAAUCACGGACAGUAUAGGCAAACCGCCCCGUCACCCCUCGCUCAGCCUGAACCACGGCAUGUGUCUUUUACAGAACCGGCUACAGAACCCCCACCAGCGGACGAGGUUGCGAUACCAGCAGACGACGAGACGUCAUACUCCCUUGACUCAGAAGACGACGAAUUCUGGGCCAACGUUGAUCUCGGGGAUGGUGACUUGGGGAGACCAAUCCACUUCGAAGAGGGCUUGGGCGGAGUGAGUGUCUCAGAGGUGACUUUCGACCAGGGAGAAGCUAGUACAUCAGGGAUUCAGCGAGAAUCCUCGAGGGCUCCCCAGGGAAACUCGGUGCAUGGCCGGGAAAGCUCGGUCUCUGGAAGAGGCGAAGUAACUGCUCCAGGGGGUUCUCGUGUUUCUCAGGCGAACGCAUCACGCCCCCAAGCUGGUCUAAUAACUUCAAAUCGAGCACUUCAUGGACUCGAUGCAGCAAGUGCACCUGCAGCGCACUACUCCAUCUAUGGGAGGAAUCCGGCUGCUCAACCAAAACCAAUGGGGCCUCCUCAACCCCCAAACUGGACAACGAGCUCUGCUUCCAGCUCGUCCAACAAUUCGGGUCUGAAACGUAAAGCCGACGCCAUGCAAGCCUCUUCAUCAUCCAGGCCCGUGCAAGGCCUUGGCCUCGCUCAGCAACAACGGUCAGUCUCUGAAAACCUUUAACGGAACCCGAACGCCCCUGGCCAACCAUGAUAUUGGCGCCAGGCAGUGAUAUAAAACGAACAAAACGCUAGUUUUUGCGACUCCGAGUCCUAGGAGUUUUUCCCCCCAUGUCCCCCUUGUUUCAAGCAUGCUUUUACAGUUCCUAUUUUAUGUCGUCCAGCAAUUGUACAGCUACUCUGCACUUUCUUUCCUGAUUCUUUGCAUCGUUUCAUCAGUCACAAUCACAUAUGCAUCCUAAUACAUUGUUUUCUAUGGCACAGAGGAUCUCUUCAAGUUGUCUCUGAAUCACAAACGUCACAAAAUUGAAGUUCGCUGCCCAGCUGGUGAAUCGAUUGAGAGUUCGAUGCUGGAUUUACCGGAUUCUUUAACUUUAAGGCGGGUGCUGAUUCCCUGGUGGACAUCGACGGGAACCCUCACUCUCCCGG